AUGCGAAUCAAACGGUUACCGAGAUUGAAGGCGUUUGAUCUGCCGACGCGCGCCGGACAACGUGGCGCCUAUUUUCCUGUGCGAGCCUACACACCGCAUCCAUCGCGCGGAUCGUGGCCCGUGGACUCCUCAACGGGCGAACAAUUUUGCUGGAUAGAGGAGGAAGACUUCUUAAAUUUGGCAAUUGGAAUUGGAAUUCAAAACUUCCCGGAAGGCUUAGCUGUCAGUCUUCCUCUUCACUCUGCUGGAUUUUCAAUGUGGCGCAGUUUUUGGUACGGUCAAUUAUCUGGCAUGGUAGAGCCCGUUUUCGGUGUAUUGGGAGCCGUAGCAGUAGCCGCCGCGAGGCCAGCGCUGCCCUACGCUUUGGCCUUCGCUGCCGGAGCUAUGAUCUACGUCGUAGUAGACGAUAUUAUACCUGAGGCUAAUACGAGCGGUAACGGUAAGUUGGCCACGUGGGGCGCAGUUUUGGGUUUCGUGGUAAUGAUGUGUCUUGAUGUCGGUUUAGGAUAAAACAAUGCUACUUCGAUCUAGACCUAAUUUGUAG
Ctenocephalides felis (cat flea) is the source of this 544-nucleotide messenger RNA. RefSeq names its product zinc transporter ZIP11-like. The transcript has 4 exons. Gene Ontology annotation, molecular function: zinc ion transmembrane transporter activity. The coding region runs from base 1 to 510 and encodes 169 amino acids. Gene Ontology annotation, biological process: zinc ion transmembrane transport. Gene Ontology annotation, cellular component: membrane. NCBI's taxonomy places the organism in Eukaryota, Metazoa, Arthropoda, Insecta, Siphonaptera, Pulicidae. The record is from RefSeq and is a predicted model, not a curated record.